UUGCGCUCUGAUAAAACAAUUAAAAUGGACCCACCCACGGAACUUAUAAUUGAUUUUGAAACGUUCCUGCAGUCUGCGGGUAGGGCGUGCACUAACCUUAUCUAAACUGUUUCCUCACACGCUGCCCGGAACUCCGAAAAAAAUCGAUGUACUUGAUGUCAGCCGGCUCCUCCGAUUUUGUGUCUGCCGCUUGGAGAUCGGAGGCCGAGGAGGCCAAGUCGGAGGCGAACAGGAACCUCUGCUGCUGUGAGUACGUGGCGGAGGACACCCGACAGCGAUCGCACAUCCUAGGAUGCUGUUGUAACUGCGUGGAUUUCGACUUAGUGUGCACAAGACUCGUCACCUGCAAAUCCAUCGAUCGAAGGAACAUAGACGGCAUGCUGAUCGCUUUCCAGGAUCGACUGCGUCUGCCGUGGCGCGGCGGAGCCAAGCGAAUCUCACCCGCAGCUGUGGCUCCCGCCUUCAUUGUUCCCCUCAUGCUGGGAUUGGCCACUUUAAACUCCAAGACCGCCAUUGUGCUAAUGCUCACUUUGGUGGGCUUUACCAUCUGGGGCAUGCAGCUGGCCAAGCGGACGGCCACGCGGACAAACUUCUUUCUCAGCUGGCUGGUCUUCUCGGUGCUCUACAUGAUCAUCAUCUUUGAGUUUCAGGUGCCUCUGCUGGAGCUGGCCCCGGAGGAGAAUUACGCACUAAUGUUCUUCUCCUGUGCCGCUCUGUACUGUCUCUACUCCACCAAGGCACUGUCCCCCUUGAAUCUAGUCUCGGCUCAAUAUGGAACUACGCCCAAAGAUGAGUUGCCUGGCAUAGCGGAGGCAUCUAGUGGCGAGGAGCAGGCAGAGGCACAGACCACGCUCCAGAUGGAUAGUGUGCUGAGUUUGGAUGACGACGAAGUGGUGGACAUGGACUCGGCUGAGCGGGCGGGCUUAAUGCACGGGCAGCCCAACAUCUGCGAGAUCUGUCGGAAGGUGACUCCCAGGCGGGCAUACCACUGUCCCGUCUGCGGAACCUGCGUAAAGAGGCGGGAUCACCAUAGCUAUUGGCUCAACUGCUGCAUCGGGGAGCGGAACCAUGUGUGGUACAUUUUCGGACUGGCUCUGUCGGAAAUUGCACUCCUGCUGGGCGCCAACUUGACCCUAACAUCGAUUUGCCAUCCUUUCAUGGUGGUGCGACCGCUGGGCUAUCCCGUGCUGCUGCCCGACGACUGCAGUGAGGUUUUCGAGGGCUUUGAACUGGGUAUCUCCUUUGUAGUGGCUUGCUACGCUCUGCUCAUUUCCGCCUACAUCGCUUUUAUACUCACUCGACAGGCUUACUUGUGGUGGAAGGGCUCCACCCUGCACGAAUACAAACGCGCCUCCAACGCCGCAGGUCGCAAUCGAAUCUGGAGCAACUGGCGGGCCAUUUUAAAGUGAUUGCUCACAAACCAAAAAGCACAAGAAGGCACAAGCUUGUAGCCCAAAUACUAAAGUAUUUCCACUCUUAACUCUGUUCUUGGUAGUCGUACUUAGUCAUAGCGCUUUAAGGUCUUAAAUGCAAUUUCAAAUUUAUUCAAAAUAAAUAUAAUUAGGAAUCUAAAAACGCGAAACGAAAAAAA
Drosophila subpulchrella is the source of this 1591-nucleotide messenger RNA. It is a transcript of the gene GABPI, whose product is annotated as palmitoyltransferase ZDHHC23. The transcript has 3 exons. The coding region runs from base 147 to 1409 and encodes 420 amino acids. Lineage: Eukaryota; Metazoa; Arthropoda; Insecta; Diptera; Drosophilidae. The record is from RefSeq and is a predicted model, not a curated record. Gene Ontology annotation, cellular component: endoplasmic reticulum; Golgi apparatus. Gene Ontology annotation, biological process: protein targeting to membrane; peptidyl-L-cysteine S-palmitoylation. Gene Ontology annotation, molecular function: protein-cysteine S-palmitoyltransferase activity.